Molecule: messenger RNA, 3820 nt
Organism: Dentiscutata heterogama
Lineage: Eukaryota; Fungi; Glomeromycota; Glomeromycetes; Diversisporales; Gigasporaceae
Source: the annotation of a GenBank genome assembly
ACAGAAGAUGUGUGGGCAUUUAAAUAAAUUAUUUUCUAGACUUCAAGGAAAUUUGUAUGCUCAAUGGAGAGAUUAUAAAUCUCUUUUGAAAUAUAUAGAAAAUAACGGCUCGACCAUCGAGAAUACAAAAGUCUCACAAGCACUAUUGGAAGCAGAACAAUUAAAACGAAAGAUUGAUAUUUCGCAAAAUUUUUUGAAUUGGUUAAUUGAAUUAUUGGCUGCUUCAUUGUAUCCUGGCGCAUCGUUUCAAAGAGUAUCAUCUGCUCUUAAAAUUUUUAUCAUAUUAAUCAAAACAUUUGGUCUUGGUAAUGAAUCUUCACUUACAAAAGAAUUUGUAAAUAAAAAAAAUGAAUCAACAACUUUUCCUUUUCAGCUUCCGCUUGCCACAGCCAGAAAUGUAAAAUUAAUUUUAAAUUGUCUAAUGAAUCCGUUUGAUGAAAACCGAAUGCUAUCAUAUGAAAUACUCGAAAUGUUUCCCUCUCCGUUACCAGGAAUUGAAUCAAUUGAUGAUGUACAGGAAAUUUUAUUUUGGGCAUUUCAGUCAAUGACGAAUACGAGAGCUGGUGAAAGCGAUAGUGGCGCUACAAUAUUUGGUCUAAUAUUUUCAAAAUACGUGUUGAAUCUUGGAUAUGAUUUGGAUGUAGAAUUGGAUAAAGGUCCCCCUAUCUCCUCUUUGGGCUUGGAAGUUAAUGAUAAAUCAACUACAUUUAUUGGGAAAUUAAUGGUGCUUUUAGAAAAGCAAAUUAAAAUUGCAUCUCAAAACUUACUACUUGCGUCUCAAAAAUAUCCAAUGCAUGGAACUUUACUCUCACUUCAAUAUAUAUUUAAAAAAUUGGAUUACAAUUCCACAAUCAUAAAGUCGAAUUUGAUGGAAUGGCGCUUUGUUCAUGACAAAAUUAUCUCACUGAUUAAUCAAGCAUGUCAAAUAGUACUUGAAGUGUUGUCAAAUCCAUCACCUGAAGGAAAUGUACCAGCAUCGUUUCAAGAGAUGGAGGAGGCUAUUGAUGAAUUGGUUUAUUCAAGUGACAAUGGAGAUGUGGAAAGUGACGAAGGUCCUAAACAUCAAGUCAUAUUAAGUUGUUGCUGGAGAGCUGUGAAAGAAGCAAGAGCGCCAAUGGCUAUAACUUUAAUAGAUAAUGAAGCAAUGCUUAAUUAUGAGCAAGUUCGAAAUGGAGGUGCAUUAUUUCGAACGCUGUUGACAUCUAUACGUCAUAGAGGAGCAUUUUCUGCGGUGUACCCUGGAUAUGUAUCAGUCUGUUCUCGAUUGCUAGAUUCACCGCAAAUCGAGUUUACUGAGUUGCCUAAAACGUGGCUUAAGGAAGACAUUUGUGCAAUAACAACAAAUUCAAUUUCAAUAACACGUCGAAGUGCUGGCCUUCCAUUAUGUAUCUUGGCAAUAGUUAGUAGUGAACCAAAAACACUACUUCCAUGGGCCAUGAAAGUUUUACUUAACAUCGGUUCCCAAAAAGUUUCAACCGAUGGCGACAUUGAUCAACAAACUGUUGAUUUACCUCAAGUUCAUGCUUUUAAUAUUUUAAGAACGAUAUUUAUGGAUGCGAAAUUAGGUGCAGACGUUUUACCUUAUGUUUCUGAUGGAUUUAUGUUGGCCAUUAAUGGAUUUUGUUCAUCCAGCUGGGCCAUUCGAAAUUGCUCAGUAAUGCUAUUUUCUACGCUUUUGCAAAGGACUUUUGGAACAAAGAAAACAAAAGAUGAACAUCAUUCUAUUAACCAAUUAACUAGUCGCGAGUUUUUUUCAAGGUUUCCAAAAUUACAUCCGUUUUUAGUGGAUGAACUUACAAUUGCAGUUGAUCAGCUUAUAAAACCAACACAAUAUAAUAAAAUAGAAGUGCAUCCUGGACUUUAUCCAAUUCUUACAUUGUUAUCUCGAUUACAUCCAUCGUUAAUGGAAAGUUCAGUAUUGAAUAUGAAUCCUUUUGUGACACUUGCACGAGAAAUGUCUGCAAGAUCACUUAUUCCAUUAAUCGCGUCACAAGAUUUAAUCCUUACUUGUACCGAAUUAUUUAAUGCAUGUGAAAUAAGUAAUCAAAAUGAAUUACACGGGCGAUUAGUUCAAAUACAAUAUUUAAUGCGUGGACAUCUUAGUAGGAAUCUUACUGGAUUUGAUUUGACAAAGGAAUUUAUAAAUAAAAUGGAAUUAAUGAUAAUGCCAAAGAUUCCUGUAAUUUGUUAUCAAAAUCCUUGUGAAAUUACGAAAUCCUUAUUUUUGGAAAUAAUGAAUGAAUUUAUAUUUGAUUCUAAAUGGAUACUUAACGAACAGGACAAGCGGAAGCGGUCCGAAUUAUUAACUUUGAUGGAAGAAAAGUUUGCAAAAAUGAGGCAAACCAUAUUUGAUCUGUCUUUAUUCAAUCUUUUUAACAAAUCCAACGCUACUUUGAAAAUUGGAAACUUUCUAACCCGACAACAAAUGGCAAAAGUGGUUAUUAAAUCACUGUUGAGUCAAGAUACAAUUGAAAAGAACGAGAUUAUAGUAAAAAUUUUGAGUGACGAAGAAUAUGAAAUUAGACUUAUUGCUCUGGAAACGCUUUUUGAAUAUUUUCUUGAAGUGGACAUUACACAUAUUGGUACAAGCAUCAUACCAGUAAUUCAGUCAAAAUUAAUCAAGAUGUUAUACCAUGGAGAACAAUAUCUCAAGUGUUUUCAACUCGUAAUAGAAUUACUUGUAUUAAUCAACUCGGAUUAUCCACUUCCAAAAUCCAAUUUAAUAUCAUCACAGCAAUCUUCUAAGUUCGAAUUGGAAGAAUUUUGGAAAAAAUUGUUCUGGUAUAUGGAAGAAUCCAAGAGUUCAUCCAUAAUUGAAGCUACAAUACCGCUCUUAGGAGCUUUGACGGCUGAAAUAUGGGACGAAACAUCAUUAUCACAUGAAUUCAGGUCCUUGAGUUUGAAAAAAUGGGCCGAAUAUAUAAACAAAAAUACUAAACCUGAAAUUACUUUGACAUUGCGUGAGGCGGCUACAAAAUCCAUACAAUUAUUUAGUAGACUUCUAUUUAAAAAAGAAACAAUGUUCACUAAUAAUGACGAUAUACAAUAUUUUAUAAUUUUAUAUGUUGCUCUCAUUCGGCUUACUCAGGAUGAUGAUAUUGAUUUACGUCGAACUGCUGCGUUAAUUGUAUCUGAAGCUAUGGGUUUGGAGGACCCAGUUGGUUGUGAUAGGGCGCAAGAAUUUUGUUAUGAGUAUAUGACCAACCAAUAUUCUGGAUCACUUCAUUUAUGCGUAGCGUUAUUACAAAUAUUGGCAGGUGAUGUUAAGCCAGAUGAGAUAUUAAAGUCAGAGAUGGCACCAUCUAGAGUUUUGUUUGCUAUAGAGAAUCCAAAUAUAUAUAAAGAAGAUUUGGUUGAUAUUCAAUUAGCUUAUAAGUAUCUACGAACGGUCAUAAAAAAGGAAAGAAAUAAAUUAGAAUUUCCUGAUAUGUUUAGGAAGGAUAUUCCAAGGUUUUGUGUCCAACAAUUAGGUAUAGUAUGCGAGUUUAUAAGUACGCGUGAAGUACAGACCAAUAAGAAUGGACCGCUUGGCUUUACUUCACUUCCCAACGUGUUUACUGUUAUGUAUAGAAUAAUAAUAACAGUUUUGGUGAUGAUUGAACUUGUAUCAGACACAGAAAACAUUCUGAAAGACAUCCAAAUAAUAAUUGAUAAGUUAAUUCAAGAUAAAAUACAAUUACAUCCAUUACUUAAUGACUUAUUGUUUGGGAAAUUGAGUCAAAAAUGCUUUAACACUAUUACGAAAGGGAAAGAUAAAGAUGACAAUGAGUUUAUGAUGUUUGUAAAAGAGUUUGAGUUGUUGUUUUUAUCGAUUACUUAG